AUGUCCAUUUAUGUGAGGCAAUUUUUCGCAAUUAAACGUGUUGCUGUAGCAAAUGGAAUAAAAAUAGCUGAAAAAAAACUUACUGAAUUUGAGCAAAUUUACAAUUUCACAACUGAUUCUCAACUUCGUCAUGAUAUGCAU
Entrophospora sp. SA101 is the source of this 141-nucleotide messenger RNA. The record is from the annotation of a GenBank genome assembly. Lineage: Eukaryota; Fungi; Glomeromycota; Glomeromycetes; Entrophosporales; Entrophosporaceae.